UUGACGUCAAGUGUUUUGUUUGGCAAACAAUCAGCCAAUCAGUGAACGCAUUGACACAAACUCUGAGAAAAACACGUGUUUUCUAUAUAUGUCUGACUUAUGACAACAAAACUACCGAAACAUCAUUUGAUUUAUAACCACUUUGUGACCACUCAUGUCAUCCCGCGAUCGCAUCCAAUCUGUUGUGUUGUCAAAUCUGAACCGAAGUGAUGGUUCGUCGCUCUAUUCGUUCGGCGAUACUGUUGUCCAGACAUCGGUGUUCGGACCGACAGAAGUGCACCAAAACAAAGAAGAUCCGACCGGUUGUGCUCUUGACGUCCACUAUCGGCGACUCAUACGUAACAUCAAUAGAGACGAUCCUCAGACUAAAGCUAUCGAACGAUUCCUUCACUCAAACCUAUUGUCAAUACUUUACGCCCGACUUUAUCCACGAACUCUCCUAACAGUGACAUUACAAGAGUUACAAUCCGGCGGUUCAUUCAUGUCUACGUGUCUUAAUGGAUCUGUUCUGGCAUUACUUGACUCGGGAUUUCCACUCAAAUACCUGUUGGCCGCCGUUGAGGCCAUUAUUACAGAAUCGGGUCAACUCAUUGUUAAUCCGAGUGAUGAAGAAAGUCAAAGUGCGGCCGCAGUCGGAUGUGUUGUAUUUGAAAGCAUACAAAAUAGUGUAAUAUCUGUGGUAACGACGGGUGAUAUGACUUUUAAUCAAAUGCAACAAAUGAUAAGCUCUUGCAGUAAAAGUGCUAAAAAUGUUUUCGCUUUUUAUCGAAAUUCAAUUGAAAAAAGGUUUAAAUAAAACAAAUCAUUAAAAUGUCGUUUUUUGUUACAAAAGUGAAAUCACAUUAUAGUUGUUGAUGACAUCCAUUAGUAUAAAUAAAAUAAUCGAUUUAUUAUAUUAAUCAAUACAAUCAUAUUUAUUAUUAAAUAGCAUUUUGUUUAAUAAUUGUUUAACAACUUUUAAUAUUUAUAACAAAUGCAUAGAUUAAAGAAUCUUUAAUAAAGAUAUUUACUAUAUUUUAGGGUAAAUUAUGGCAGAAAUAUAAGGAUAAUUACAGACAUUAUUGAGCAAAAUUGUGGUCAUUUAUAAUAAAUAUAAUGAGAUAUCGUAAUAAAAAUUAACACAAAUUUACAACUUGUUUUAUAUUAUUUUUAAAAAUUAAACUAAUGUUAAGUGAAAUAAUGAUAUCUCAUGUAUUUAUACCCC
Oppia nitens is the source of this 1204-nucleotide messenger RNA. RefSeq names its product exosome complex component RRP46-like (gene Rrp46). Gene Ontology annotation, cellular component: nucleolus; nuclear exosome (RNase complex); cytoplasmic exosome (RNase complex). The transcript is spliced from 2 exons. Bases 155 to 796 code for a protein of 213 amino acids. Gene Ontology annotation, biological process: U4 snRNA 3'-end processing; poly(A)-dependent snoRNA 3'-end processing; rRNA catabolic process. Lineage: Eukaryota; Metazoa; Arthropoda; Arachnida; Sarcoptiformes; Oppiidae. The record is from RefSeq and is a predicted model, not a curated record.